GGGGAAUACCCCCCAAGUUGAAGCCCGGUCGUCGUCUGUCGACCAUGUGAGCCAUCCAGACAAGAUGUCCGACUCGGACAACGAGGUCGUCGGCUAUGAGACCACGUCCGACGAGUUGCCCAAGGGCUACUUCCGCAGCCGCUUCUUCAUCGGUACCAUGUUAGCUACUGGCGUUGGUCUCUGGGCCGGAACCGCAGCCUUUGCCUACGCAGCCCCGAUUCUCACACAAAUCAACCAAGAUCUUGGCCCGGAUCCCCGGUACACUUGGAUUUCCCUUGUCUACAAUGCCGCCCUCGCUGUCUGUCUCGCCCCCGUCGGUCGUCUGUCCGAUAUCUUCGGACGCCGAUACUACUUCAUCGGCGGAGCCCUCCUGGCCGUCAUUGGAAGCAUCAUUUGUGCCACGGCCACGUCGAUCCCUGCGCUGAUCGGAGGCAACGUAUUCCUCGGUGUGGCGAGCGCGACGCAGCUUUCCUUCCAUUUCGUCGUCGGUGAAUUGCUCCCUAUGAAGUACCGCUACGUCGGCAACGGCCUGAUGUACUUUUUCGCCGUUGCCGGUUCGGGCGUCGGUCCGUCCGUCGCCUACGCCUUCAUUGACCGGCACCCCUCGGUCGGCUGGCGCGGCGUGUACUGGUUCCUCCUCGCCAUCAACGCCCUCGGCCUCGCCCUCUGGACGCUUUUCUACUUCCCACCCACCUUCCAGAAGAAGCACCAGUCGGACGGCGAGGACAAGUCGAGCAUCUGGUACUGGGUCCGCCAGUUCGACUACGUCGGCACCUUCCUCGCGUGCGCCGGUCUGGUCGUCUUCCUCCUCGGCCUGAGCUGGGGUGGCGCCGUGUACCCCUGGGCCUCGGCCGCGACCAUCUCGACCAUCGUCAUCGGCUUCUUGACCCUCGUCGCCUUUGUUCUGUGGGAGAUUUAUGCGCCUAUCAAGGAGCCCUUGGUGCCCAUGCACUUGUUCAAGAACACUGAGUGGGUUGCUGCCAUCGUUCUGCUCGGUCUCGGCGCUGGUGUCUACUAUGCUUUCGCCAUUAUCUGGCCCAUGCAAGUGGCUGUCAUGUACAACACCGACGGCGACAUCCACAAGAUGGGCGCCAUCGCCAACAUCAUCGGCCUCGCUAUGACCGGAGGACAGAUCACCGGCGGCCUGCUCGCGGCCAAGAUUGGCAAGACCAAGUACCAGUGCAUGAUCGUCUUCCUCAUCGGCGGUGUCUUCAUGGGCUGCGCCUCCAUCGUCACCCGCCCCGAGGACAAAGCAGCGGCCAUCGCGCUCGUCACGCUGGGCUGCUUCUGGGUCGGCUGGAACGAAUCCAUCUGCCUCUCCAACGCCACCAUCUGCGUGCACGACCAGCGCGAGAUCGGCGUCGCCGGCGGCAUGGCCGGCUCCCUCCGCGCCGCCAUCUGCGGCGUCCUGCUGGCCAUCUACACCGUCAUCCUGAGCAAUCGCCUCACCGAGAACAUCCCCAAGUACGUCCCCGCCGCGCUCCUGGAGGCCGGCCUGCCCGAGUCCUCCGUCGCCGACUUCAUGGGCGGCCUGGCGCUCGGCUCCUUCGAGGGCGUGGUCGGCGCGACCGAGUCCGUCAUCGCCGCUGGCAUGCGCGCCUACCAGGAAGCCAACGCCAAGGCGUUCCAGACCGUCUACCUCACCACCAUCGCGUUCAGCGUCAUCGCUGUCGGGUUGACCUGGUUCGCGCCGAAUACGGAGAAGUAUAUGACCGAGAAGGUGGUGGCUACGUUGGGUAGCGACAACAACAACACGGCUCUUGUGUCGGAAAAGAAGCAUUCGGAGGUAUAGAUAGAUAGGGGGGGAAGGACGUUAGACCUCCCCAUUUUU
Messenger RNA from Sodiomyces alkalinus F11, 1831 nucleotides. RefSeq names its product MFS general substrate transporter. The coding region runs from base 65 to 1792 and encodes 575 amino acids. Gene Ontology annotation, molecular function: transmembrane transporter activity. Lineage: Eukaryota; Fungi; Ascomycota; Sordariomycetes; Glomerellales; Plectosphaerellaceae. Gene Ontology annotation, biological process: transmembrane transport. Gene Ontology annotation, cellular component: membrane. The record is from RefSeq and is a predicted model, not a curated record. The transcript is spliced from 5 exons.